GAACGACAGAUUUGCGAAAAAACUACACGCAAUUACCAAGGCAAUAACUUACAACAUUCUGAGUCGAGGUGAAAAAAUACCUUUUUCCACUUUCGCAAAUUUCACAAAUUUUUGUUUUUAAGAACUAACAUUCAUCCCACCCGCAAAGGAUGAGUGUCGUCGGUAAGAAACUCUCCUCGAUAUCGGCGGCACAAAAUUCGGCCAAGGCAGGUGGUGAAAGUUCAGGAAAUACGAAUGAUCCUGCUGCUAAUCAACAUGUUCCUACGAAAUUGAUCACGCCCGACUAUGUGCUCAAAUUGAACAAAAUCACGGAUGACUAUCUGUGUGCUCCGGAUGCGAACAUCUACGACAUAGAUUUCACAAGGUUCAAAAUUCGGGAUAUGGAAAGUGGGGCGGUGUUGUUCGAAAUCGUCAAACCAGAACCAGUUGCUCCGGCCACUGAAUCUGCCCCAGUCGGUCAGACAUCAGAGGAAGGCAGUGUUCCUGUUGGAGUGGGUACCAAUCAGGACAACAAUUCAGCCACCGAAGAGGAAGAAAUUAUGGAUCCAAAUGCAGGACGUUACGUUCGCUAUCAGUUUACUCCUCAAUUCCUCAAGCUCAAAACAGUUGGAGCAACCGUUGAAUUUACGGUUGGAAAUAAAUCGGUUAAGAACUUUCGAAUGAUAGAAAGACAUUUUUUCAAAGACCGUCUGCUGAAAACAUUCGAUUUCGAGUUCGGCUAUUGUAUUCCUUUCUCGAAAAACUCUUGUGAGCAUAUCUACGAAUUUCCCACUAUCCCUCCGGAUCUAGGUAAGUGAUGAAUGGUAUUUUGA
Messenger RNA from Uranotaenia lowii, 812 nucleotides. RefSeq names its product protein unc-119 homolog (gene unc-119). Gene Ontology annotation, molecular function: lipid binding. NCBI's taxonomy places the organism in Eukaryota, Metazoa, Arthropoda, Insecta, Diptera, Culicidae. The coding region runs from base 150 to 797 and encodes 215 amino acids. Gene Ontology annotation, biological process: cilium assembly; nervous system development; lipoprotein transport. Gene Ontology annotation, cellular component: cilium. The record is from RefSeq and is a predicted model, not a curated record. The transcript is spliced from 2 exons.